Trichoderma atroviride IMI 206040 is the source of this 393-nucleotide messenger RNA. RefSeq lists its product as uncharacterized. Gene Ontology annotation, cellular component: U6 snRNP; P-body; spliceosomal tri-snRNP complex. NCBI's taxonomy places the organism in Eukaryota, Fungi, Ascomycota, Sordariomycetes, Hypocreales, Hypocreaceae. Gene Ontology annotation, biological process: spliceosomal snRNP assembly; mRNA splicing, via spliceosome; nuclear-transcribed mRNA catabolic process. The record is from RefSeq and is a predicted model, not a curated record. Gene Ontology annotation, molecular function: U6 snRNA binding.
AUGCUUCCCCUCGGAUUGCUCAAUGCCGCUCAGGGCCACCCCAUGCUGGUCGAGCUGAAGAAUGGAGAGACGCUCAACGGACACCUGGUCAUGUGCGAUACGUGGAUGAACCUCACCCUCAAAGAAGUCGUGCAGACAAGCCCUGAAGGAGAUAAAUUCAUGCGUCUGCCAGAAGUCUACGUCAAGGGAAAUAACAUCAAGUACCUUCGUGUUCCCGACGAGAUCAUCGACCAAGUCACCGAGCAGCAGAAGAACCAGCAAGGCGGCGGAUUCCGUGGCGGUCGCGGCGGCCACCAGUCAAGAGGCGAUCACGGCGGUCACGGCGGCCGUGGGGGCGGCGACAGAGGGCGAGGCCGUGGAGGCAGAGGUCGCGGCAGGGGACGUGGGCAGUAA